Messenger RNA from Vitrella brassicaformis, 5774 nucleotides. The record is from the annotation of a GenBank genome assembly. NCBI's taxonomy places the organism in Eukaryota, Vitrellaceae.
CGGGCAUUUUGCUUUUGAGGCAUGCGUGUGUGUGCCUCGAGGCCAGCUGAGGUCUUGAGGCGGCCCGUCUGACCCUCACAAGCGACCUUCUGCGUGACCAUGGUGAGAAAGCCCAACGAGACAGUCGCCGGCACGCUGUGGCGCUUCCUCUCUUCUCCAGACAGCAGAGAGAGGCAGCCACGAUGGGACUGACUGUGUUGUGGUUUGUGUGUGUUGAGUGUUCUUCUAGGAGUCUGAGGCAGUUGAGGAGAAAUCCCCGGAGGUCCCUGAGCAGGAGCAGCAGCCGGAGGAGGACAGGGCGGCCGAUGUCGACAAUGCCAAUGACGUCGCACCGGCCGUCCCUGCUCCGGCUCCUGCCGAUGCUGCCGGAGGUGAUGGUGGUGCUGAGGAGGAGGAGGAAGUGUCUGAGCUACAGCCACAGCCAGAGCAGCCACCUGAGCCACAGCCCGCCGCAGCAGACGAGGCCAAUGAGCCUCAGGUGUCCCACCCCAACAAUGUCGAAGGAGAAUCGUCCCCUGCUCCCCCGCCAGCCCCCAUCCCCGAACCUGCGUCUGUGUCCGAGUCAGCUGCUGCUGUAGUCCAAGAGGCAGAGCAACACGAGGCCCCAGAGCCAUCCCCAGCUCCAGCAGCCCCUGCACCUGCACCAGGCCCCGCAGCGGCCCUGCCGCCCAACGCCAUCUCUCCCCCGUCGGGCGACCACCAGCCGUCGGUGCCCGGUGAGAGUUCAGCGUCGAGCAAGGCUAAGGCCAAGGCCAAGCGCAAGAGCCGCAAGCCAAAGCAGUCGGUGUUUGAGAGCAAACCCGAGCCCAGCAAGGCCGACGCGCGAGCGGGCGACAAGGACGCGGGUGGUGCGGCUGGGGGUGGGAGUGGGAGUGGUGGCGGUGGCGGUGGUGGUGGUCCGGUUCGGAGCGUCUUCGAGAGCCAGCCUGCGGAUCGUGUCGCCGACUUUCACUCAGGUACUCCAGUAGACAAGCAGGCAGUCCACCCCACACGAGCAGUGUACGAGAACCAGCCGGUGCCUCGUGUGCAUCACCACUACCACACACCCACACGCCUCUCCAUCUUUGAACGCAAACCGCACCGCUCUUCGGCUGACACAGGUUCGAGAAGCCCACCCCCAAGGGACCUAUCGCUCCCAGAGCCCAAAUCCGUCUACGAGUCGGCACCCAGGGACGACGGCAAGCGAGCUGACUUCCGCUCCGGCGAGGCCCCCAAGCACAACGGCGUGGGGGAGGCGGCCAAGGGCGGUGCCGGUGCUGUGGCCAAAAGCGUCUACGAGAACGUGCCGCAGAGCCGCGUCGCCGACUACAGCGCCCUCAACAGGGGCGGGGGGGAGGACAGCCCCACCAAGGCAGCCGAGAAGGCCAAGACCGCCAAGUCGGUGUACGAGAGCACCCCUGCCGUCGGUGUGGCGGACUUCCGUGCCGGCGACAAGCAGGGGGGCGGUGGGGGCGGGGCUGGUGGUGGUGGUGGUCAGCCGCAGAGGAGUGUGUUUGAGAGUUCGCCGCCCGAGGACGCCAAGGCGGCGGAUUUUGCUGCGUCGCGGCCGUCGGUGCCGCCUGCUGGCGCCGUGCAGAAGAGCGUCUUCGAGAACGCACCCAAAGAGGCUGAAGUGGCCGCCAGCUAUCGAAGUGAGUCCCUGAGCCACAGGGAGGGCGGCAAAACAUCCAUCCAUCCAUCCCUCCAUGUGUGUGUGUAUGUGUUGGUCGUUGCUGUGUGCAGGUCAGCCGCCCGGUGCGGGUGGUGUGGGUAAGGAGGCGGCCGUGUCGAGCCGGUCGCUGUUUGAGAGCUCGCCGCAGCCAUCGCAGGCUGCUGUGAGAUGGGACACUCCCGCUGCAGCAGCAGCACCCACUGGUCAGUCAGUCCAUCAACUCAACCACACACAACACACACACACACACCCCACAAAGGACUCCUCCGUGAUUGGGUGGUGGUCUGUCUGUCUGUCUAUCUGUCUGUUCUGUCUGUGAGCAGAGAAGGGCAAGUCUACAUAUGAGAAUGCCCCCAAGGAGUCGGGGGCGUCGUUCUCCUGGCGGACGGACGUCAAAUCAAGUACCGUACCCAGCCACCGCCACAGCCAUACACACACACACAGGGAGAGAGAGAGAGAGGGUGUGUUGUGUGAUGGAUGGCAUCAGGUCCGGUCGCCAAUGCACGUUCUGUGUUUGAGAACAAACCCAAGGACUCGCCCGCCACAGCCAAGUGGAACCAACAGGCCGGUACGUACGUCAACCGCACACAAAGCAUCCAUCACAGACAACACACCACACUACACCGCAACACGCCACGCCACGCCCAUUGAUCCAUCGUGUGUGUGUGGAUAAUGGCGUGUGCUGUGCAGAGGCGUCGAGCGGGAAGCCUCAGCAGUCGGUGUACGAGAGCACUCCCCAGCAGUCGCGGGCAUUCGUCGGAUACUCGACACGACUCGAACAGAAACAGGCGCCACAGCCAUCCGUAUUUGAGAACCAACCGAAGGUACGCAGCCAGCGGCACCUAGGCGAGAGAGAGAGAGAGAGAGAGAGCAGAUGGUAUAUACAAAAUGUUGCUCCUUGUCUUGUGUGUGUGCAGCCGUCUCGCUACGACGCCGGUGCUGCCUAUGGUCCCGAAGACGAUGACGAGUACGAGUAUGAGGAUGACGACACCUCGCCACCGCCAGCCAGCGCACCACAGCCACCCCAGCAACGCCUCAAAUUCGAUGACAAGAAGGAAAUGAUGAUGGCCCCACCACCCAAUGCAUCGGCCUCGCCCAUCCCGCAGCAGCGACGACAGCACCAGCACCGGUCGUCUGCUCUGGGUGGCGAAGGGGAGGACGUCCACGCCGAGGUGGCCAAGACGCUCAACCAGGAGAGGGAGGCAGAAAUGCGGUCAGAUGCAUCGCCGGCAGACGCUGCUGGACAGAAAGGUACCUGAGUGGCACUGCAGACCUGACACACACACACACACACACAGACAGUGCACUGACCUGAGGGAGAGAGGGGGUGUGGGGUGGGUGGCACUGCAUGGCCCACCGCCGUGUGCAUGGCGGCGUGGAUGCAGUGUCCACACCCACUGCUGCUGGCGAUUUGGUGCUUUCUUUGCGCAGUCGGGGCGGAGUCAAGCCACCACCACCAGGCCAACAACCAGGCCAACAACAUCGAUCUGCUGAUGGAUCGGUUGGAGAGGGAGGAGGUCCCGGCACACCUCAUCAACAAUUCAAACAGCAGCAGCCCUAUCAACCUGAUGCAGAUGCAACACCAGCAGGGGCAGCACCAGCAGCAGCAGCAGCAGCAGGGGGCGGAGGAAUCCUGACCACCGACCAAUCGCCGCGAAACGUACGGCUGCACACACAGACAGCUGGACACACAGACACAGAGACACAAGCGUGUUGGCCCUCUGCUGUCUUUGGCAGCUUGCUGAUGCAUUCCGGAGUCGCGGAGGUGUCGUACGAUAGAUAGCUGUACUGCAACUUUCAAGACGGACACACGAGGCGGGCGGCCGGGCGGCUGGGGGCGAGAGACAGAGAGGGAGGAGAAUGAGUGUCUGAGAGUGAUGAAUGAGUGACGUGCGUGUGAAGGCGAUCGACCCAUCUAGGGAGAGAGGGGGGGAGGGCCAUGGCAUGGCCGGCCGCGGUUUCUUUUUUUGUCGGCCCACUGUCUGUCUGCCUGGCUGCGUACGUGUGUGUGUGCAUGGUGACAUGAGACAUGACAGCCAUCCAUCCGCCCGCCCGUCAUCAAGAUCAAGGCACACACGUGAUUUGAACGGCGCACACACACACACACCGCCCCUGCUUGAUUCGUUAGUCGGUUUCAACACAACUGUAUUAUGUGUAUGUGUGUGUGUAUCAUGUGUGUAAACACCAACCAGAUAGCUACAAACACAGGCAGCACGGCAGCAGGGAGGGAGGGGGACCGGGGGGACAGACAGACAGACAGGCAGCAAGAAGGCAAACAGGCAAGCAGGCCGACCCCACUGACUGACUGACUGGGUUGCCUUGUGUGUAUCUGUGUCUGUAUGUGUGUGUGCGUGUGGGUAUGGUAGCGUACCUGCAUCGCAUCGCAUCGCAUAAGCCGCGUUGCCUUUUCUUUUUGAAUAAGACGACCAUACGACCAUACCCCUCCCUAUAUAUUGCUCAGAGGCCGACUGACUGACUCACUCACCCAUUCACCCAGCCAGCUACCCAUCGCACACAAGACAAGACAAGCCACAGAUUUUUUCCUUCUUCCCCCCCCUUGGCCCCCCAACCCCCUUAGACACACCAGGCAGGCAGGCAGGCAGGUCCGAUAUAGUGAGCGAGCAACCAACCCACCGCCCCGUAUAUAUUUGUGAUGUGUGUGAUGCAUUCCUAGGUGUACGCAAUAAGACCCUCCCUCCCUCCGUCGCAUUGCUACUCUCUCUCUCUCCCUCCCUAGUCUAGCAAUUUUGUCGCCUACCGAGCCGAUAGAUACCACACCACUUCCCUGCCUGCCUCCUUGCCUGCCUUCCCAUUCAUUGUAUCCCACUGGUCGGUCCACUUUUGUUGCUUCAAGUCAUCGAGUGCGGUUGGCUCACUGCCUGCCUGUGGUGUGUGUGUGUGUGUGUGUGUGCCUGCUUUGAUGUGGGGGUGGGGGGUGAUGGAUGAGUCAUGCCAUGGCUACAUUGGGUCGUUUUCCGCUGCCUGCCUGCCUGCCUGCUUGCCUGCGUGUGUGUGUGGGUGGGUGCGUGACCUAUAUGUGUGCGCUGCGACGACCGAUGCGAGGACAGAGAGAAGCCAUGGCAGGCAGGCAGCCUGUCAGUCACCACUAGCAAAUGCGCUAGUACUUUUGUUACGGCAACUAAGCGAUCGUGGAUGGGGCCAUGAGGCGGGUCAGCUCAGCUCUCUCUAUCGGCCGGCCUUUUCUCUCUGCUCUGUCUGAAGAGAGACGAUUGACCCGACAGACCCCAACACACACACACACUGAUAAGACGAGCUAGCUGGGUUGCUGUAUACUCAUUCUUAAGAAAGAGACUGUGGUGUGGCGGCGUGGGUGCAUCCUGUCUUACGUGUGCCUUGCCAUCUUCAUGUUUCGUUGCGCUACCGAUGCGACGACGGAGCACCGAGACGGCCGGCGUGACGGGUGACGGGAUGCGACACGCCCACACAUCACUCUAAGGGCACGCACACACACUGUUCCCUCUCUCUCUUACCCACUCACUCGGUUGGCCUCUCUCUUACCGUGCAUCCAUCCCAUCCGUCUAUCCAAUUCGCUGCCUGCCUGUCUGUCUGUCUGUCUGUGACAAUGAUGAUGAUGUGUGUUGUGUUGUGUGGGGUCGAUAACUCAGCAAAGAGGUGAGCCAUCGACUGACAGACAGACACCUAAUUGAACGAACCGAACCACUUGGAUGGGAUGGAUGAGCGGCUGAAGCGCCAGGCAAGCACCCACUUACACACGUCAUUACACAGCACUACAUGGUCAUUCUGAGCUUGUCUGGUGUGGUGCGGUGUUGGUGGUGGGGGUCAGUCAUCACUUUUGUGUGCUGCCCGGCAUUCAUGACGUGUGUGUGGGUCUCGAUUCUAAUUGACUACGUGGAGAAUGGAUUGCUCUGGGGUGCCUGCCGUGCCGUGCUGUGUGUGCGCGAUGUCAUUCAUCAUGUGUUUGUGAGGGGAGGUGACGGGGUCAAUUUGAUGGAUGUCUGGCGUGGUAUGGUGUGGUGUGGUGGGCAGCUUCCCCCAUGAUGCGUCGGUUGGUUGGUUGAGACACUAAGAAUGGAUGGACGUCAGUCAGUCAAGUCACACAACACAGAACACACACAUAACAUGUAACUAACGUAUUCUAACG